AGUUUUUAGAAAUUAUUUCUAUGGAAAAGAUGGCUCCCGCAUUCCAGCUUUCGAUGUUGCCACUGCUGCUUUUUCAAUUGGGAUCCGCUGAGUUUUUGGAUUUCAAUUGUGCGAACCGCAAUCCCAAUCCCAGAAGUUUAAGGCGUAGCCCUUGGAUGGCUUUCAUCGAAUCUUCAUCUAAAAACUGCAGCGGAGCUCUAAUAAAUCAAUAUAGUGUGAUAACGUCGGCGAGCUGCAUAUUUAAUCAAAGCGAACGUACCGUUUUGUUCAGAAUAUCUAAGAAUAACUAUGAAAGGCACUCCGUUCAAAGCGGCUUCAUACACAAGUUUUUCAACAAAAACACUUUUAAAAAUGAUAUAGCUCUACUCAUAUUAGAGAAACCUGUUGUUUUUAAACGCAGGAUGCGGCCAAUAUGCAUUUGGUUGAAUAUGCCAAUGAAUUUCCAGAACAGUCAAAAUUUAACAGCUAAAAGAUGGGGGUUAGCCCAGGAAAAAAUGAUUCCGCGUAUGAACCGCGUUUCCACGCUUGACCCAAAAAAGUGCUACGAAUCCUUCAAUAAGGUUCCCGUAAAAUCCCAGAUCUGCACUGUAUUCAAAGGCAAUCAAAGGUGUGCCGAUCAAGGUAGUCCUUUGGUCAGUGAGAUGCUAGUUUCGGGAAAAAUGAGUAACACACUAGUAGGAAUUCAGAGCUAUGGCACUUUGAGAACUUGUGUAUAUACCAAAAUUCAAAGCUACAUCGACUGGAUUAUCGGAGUCGUGCUGGAGGUUGAUGUUUUAAUGUAAAAGUCCAACAGUUUAAAACACACACCAUUUAAUUUUUAGAACUAACCAUCCAUAUAAAAGUUAAACGCUGUAAACAGAUUUUCGAAGAUAUUUAUAACUAUUGCAAGUUACUAACAAUUGUUUAUAAUAUGAGGUGAUUUGAAUAUACCAAUCAAAGUAUUCAGUAUGUAUCCUUCAAACUUAAAGUACCCUACUAUUUAGUAAAACUUUUAUAAUUCCAAACUCAGGCAAAUAUAUCCCCUUUUAAGCGGCACCUUGCUUA
This is a messenger RNA of Drosophila subpulchrella, 1044 nucleotides long. Its product is annotated as inactive serine protease 45. Gene Ontology annotation, molecular function: serine-type endopeptidase activity. Lineage: Eukaryota; Metazoa; Arthropoda; Insecta; Diptera; Drosophilidae. Bases 21 to 782 code for a protein of 253 amino acids. The transcript has 3 exons. Gene Ontology annotation, biological process: proteolysis. The record is from RefSeq and is a predicted model, not a curated record.